This is a messenger RNA of Aphidius gifuensis, 509 nucleotides long. Its product is annotated as histone H4. Gene Ontology annotation, molecular function: structural constituent of chromatin; protein heterodimerization activity; DNA binding. Bases 32 to 343 code for a protein of 103 amino acids. Gene Ontology annotation, biological process: nucleosome assembly. Gene Ontology annotation, cellular component: nucleosome. The transcript has a single exon. Lineage: Eukaryota; Metazoa; Arthropoda; Insecta; Hymenoptera; Braconidae. The record is from RefSeq and is a predicted model, not a curated record.
UUAAGUAACACUAAAUCUAUACUCAUUCAAAAUGACUGGCCGUGGUAAAGGAGGCAAAGGAUUGGGAAAAGGAGGAGCAAAACGUCAUCGUAAAGUAUUGCGUGAUAAUAUCCAAGGUAUCACUAAACCAGCCAUUCGUCGUUUGGCUCGUCGUGGUGGUGUAAAACGUAUCUCUGGAUUGAUCUACGAAGAGACCCGUGGUGUACUCAAGGUUUUCCUAGAAAACGUCAUUCGUGAUGCAGUCACAUACACCGAACACGCCAAGAGAAAGACAGUCACUGCCAUGGAUGUUGUCUAUGCAUUGAAACGUCAAGGACGUACUCUCUACGGUUUCGGAGGUUAAGCUUUAUACACAACGGUUACUCAUCAAAAACAAAAAAAUCGGCCCUUUUCAGGGCCAUCAAUUUUUUACAAACAAUGAUAAACGAUUCUUAUUUGCAUAUUACCUAACUUGUACAAUUCUUAUCGGGUAACAUGACAAUAAAUCCGGACAAAACAAACUUGGAGAA